Molecule: messenger RNA, 813 nt
Organism: Malus domestica (apple)
Lineage: Eukaryota; Viridiplantae; Streptophyta; Magnoliopsida; Rosales; Rosaceae
Source: RefSeq, a predicted model, not a curated record
AUGUGGGUGUUUCCAAAACUAGUGUCCUGGGCAGACAUGAUUGCUGUGGCUGGAGCAGAAGCAGUUUCAGUAUGUGGAGGUCCAACAAUCCAAGUCCCGUUGGGCAGACUAGAUGCAAAGGAGCCUGAUCCUGAGAGAUCGCACUUGGAGCCUGAUCCUGAAGGAAAACUGCCUGAAGAAACUCUGGAUGCUUUUGGUCUGAAGCAAAGCUUUCAAACAAAAGGCUUGUCAACUCAGGAACUUGUUGCUCUUUCAGGAGCUCAUACUAUUGGAAAUAAAGGUUUCGGGAACUCAACUGUUUUCGACAAUACAUACUUCAAAAUUCUGCUUGACAAACCAUCUUCAGGUAGCAUGAUUGGCCUUCCCUCAGACCGUGCACUUGCCAAGGAUGAUGAAUGCUUAAGCUGGAUCACAAAGUAUGCCGAGGACCAGAAUACGUUCUUCAAUGAUUUCAAGACGGCUUAUCUCAAACUAGUGAAUUCAGGAGCCAGGUGGAAGAGCUUGUGAAAUAAUUGCAGAAGCGAGCAAACUUGACGUUUAUGACGCAGUAAUGGAACAUAAUAAAGAGAUCAAGAAGCGAAGCAUUGGCAACAAGGGCUGAGUCUUGCUAGAAUGAAGAAUUAAUUAGCUGCCACUGUUAAUUGAAUGAUUAGCUGACAGAUAAGGUGAGACCCCAAGCAAGACUUAUCUUGUAUAAUUAACAUUUAUGUCAAAUAAUUCAGCCAAUUCAGAUAUGAAAUAACGAAUUUUUGGACUACAAGUAUAGCUACAUGAUGUGAGAAAGUCAAGGUUAUUAGAGCUAUCAUAAAUUUA